AUGUGGAAGCUCAGUCUCUCGCUCCUCGCUUUCGUGUCUCGGGUCUCGAGUCUGAACAUCCUGCUCACCAACGAUGACAGCUGGGCUUCUGCUAAUGUCCGUGCCACCUUUGACGCGUUGAAGGCGGAUGGUCAUGACGUCCUCAUGCUCACUCCGCACCCUAGUCCGGCCGUCCAGCAGUCCGGCAAGGGCGGUACCUUCGUGCUGCCUACCUCCAACAUCACACAGGGCGGCGCUGAAUUUGGCACUGUCCCUGCGGCGCACCGUUCUUCGGCCAGGAUGUGCAAAACGGCGACCUCUUUUAUAUCAACGCAACGCCCGCCGCCGCGCACCGUGGGACGGGAGGCUGCAUUCGGGAUUGAUAUCGUCGCUCCGAAGAAGUUUGGCAGCGUCCCUAUCGAUCUUGUCGUUUCCGGUCCCAAUGAAGGUCACAACAAUGGGCCGUUCCUUUUCACACUGAGCGGCACGAUCGGCGCAGCCUACUUGGCAGUAGAGCGAGGGAUUCCGGCCAUCGCCUUCUCAGCCGGCAACAACACUCACCGCUCCUUCACAACGAACACAGGCGAGGCUGACGAUCCCGCGAACCUCGCUGCAAAGGUGUCGCCGACCUUUGUCAAUCUACCCACGUUCGGUCCGGGCAUCAACUGCACCGCUCCCCCCUUUGUAUUCACUCGUCUCACUGGGGGUGCCACCGUGAACCAGGUCACUAUCGACAACACUACUGGCUUCCCUGUGGUCGCCAAUGGUGUCAAUGCCAACAUUAACGGCGUUCGUGAUGACCCUGACUCCUACGAGCGCAGGCUGCGCGACUGCUGUCAGCAUCUUCUCGUCGACUACGAUGCUCCCGAGCGCAUUGCGGUGCCCCUGCAGAAAGCUCUCAAGCACGUCGUCCGCGGAAAUUCGGCUUACUGA
Molecule: messenger RNA, 912 nt
Organism: Epithele typhae
Lineage: Eukaryota; Fungi; Basidiomycota; Agaricomycetes; Polyporales; Epitheliaceae
Product: sure-like protein
Exons: 11
Coding region: 1-912 (303 amino acids)
Molecular function (GO): nucleotidase activity
Source: RefSeq, a predicted model, not a curated record